Messenger RNA from Bombus terrestris (buff-tailed bumblebee), 4433 nucleotides. Its product is annotated as facilitated trehalose transporter Tret1. Gene Ontology annotation, biological process: transmembrane transport. Gene Ontology annotation, cellular component: membrane. The record is from RefSeq and is a predicted model, not a curated record. NCBI's taxonomy places the organism in Eukaryota, Metazoa, Arthropoda, Insecta, Hymenoptera, Apidae. The transcript is spliced from 4 exons. The coding region runs from base 1235 to 3439 and encodes 734 amino acids. Gene Ontology annotation, molecular function: transmembrane transporter activity.
UUUCGCGAACACCUUAAACUUAAAACGUACGGAUUUGUUUUCCUCUGACGAAAAAAUCGAGUCGCGUGGUUCGCAGUGUUGGAAAAUUUAAAACUGGUGUUAUCAAUGUGGUUAUUUUACUGGGCUGAAUAUAGAAUGGAUUUUCAAAUGGAUUUAGAAUUGUACGAAGUGUUAGAGAAAUUGAAUCUAAGAUCGGAAUUAGGUUUAUAGUUUAUUCAUCGAGAAGAGCGAGAAACGUUCAAUAAACAUAGAUUUUACAAUCGAUCCUUUCGAUGCUAUAUUAAAUCUUACUUCGUUGUAAAGCAGCACGAUAUUUAAAUUCAACAUCUGCUAUUUAAUUUUUGAAAUUCUAUAUAUUAUAAUAUCGAAAACUUUAUCGAACCUAUUCCUAUUUUCGCACGUGUCAGUAUAUUCGAUAGGAAAAAUCGAUAAAAUCAUGUAAAUACAUUUAGUAAAAAAGAAGUGUAUGAAGAUUUGAAAGUAUGCACUUCUUUACAUACGUAAAUAAAAGAUUUCUUUCCAAUUUUCACCGCUCUGUCGAUAAAGAAAUGAUAUUAUCGGUGACGGAUGAUGAUACCGAUAACAGAUAAAGAAGAUUUUGUUCCAUAAUUAGACGAUCGAUGAACAACAUCGUGCUAAGUAUCAAAGAUCAAUCAUGGAACAGCUGUGAUACGUAUAUUAACAAAAUUAAAUCAUACGUUGAGAAGUGGAAAGCCUGCUGUCUUCAAAAAUAUUAUUCACUUGUCUUAAAACUGUACGUCUCUACAACAUAAAACUACAAGUUGAACUAGAUAUUUUGCCUUUAGAAACAAUGGUUGGUAAAAAUAGCUUUACUUAUCAGAAUUAAACCGCGCAAAAGAUAAGGUUAUAUCAUUCGAGAAAAUAGCACGUUCUUUAAUUGUAACAUCGGUAAUUCAUACGUGAAAGUGAAAAUUAACUUUCGACUUAUAAAACACGUGAUUACGUACAAUGUAAUAUAAAAGAAGAUUGGAAUAAAAGUGAAGUUAACGAUGAUACAUGAUAAUAAAUAACGUAUCAAACUCUGAUAUAUACGAUAUGAUCGUAAGAUAUAAUCUUAUGCAGUUUCAUUGCACGCAAGAUGUCACGUGAAAUAGUAAUUUGACAAAACACAUUGCUAACUGGAAUUGUUACUGCUAAAAUUAUUGGUGACAGUGAUAGCAGUAAAUCAAGAGUAAAUCAGUAAAAGCCACAUUGUUUUCAAGCGCUUUCUAUUAUGCAAGUACCCAGGGGAUUGCCUGAGGGCAGUGGUUUAAAUCCUGUCGGUUUAUCACAGCGAGAAAAAGCUCGUAGGCGGUACAACUCACAAUGCCGGCAAUGGUUAGCAUGUAUUUCCGCUACGCUAACCAUGGUCAUAGUCGGUACAGUCUACGGAUGGACAACGACUUCACUUGUCCAUCUAACAUCUGGGACCACUGACAUGCCGCUAACGUUAACACACGACGAAUCUUCAUGGAUCGUUUCUGUGACAGUACUUGGUUCAAUGUUCGGUUCACUUGUGGGUGCCCAGUUGGCCGAUCGCAGCGGUCGUAAAUACUGCCUCCUUUUAUGCUGCACAAUUUUCACCUUAGGCUGGUUCAUCAUCUACGUAACAACUUCCGUGCCAAUGCUAUACCUUGCUCGGGUGAUUCUCGGUAUAGGCGUUGGCAUUGCCUACACGAUAAAUCCCAUGUACGUGUCAGAAGUCGCCGACACCAGUAUCAGAGGCGCCCUAGGUACUCUAAUCGCAGUGAACGUAUUUACUGGGUCAUUGCUUACCUGCAUCCUAGGACUCUGGCUGACGUAUGAGUCACUCCUGGUAGUUCUUGUAAUAAUAUCCUUUAUAUCCUUCUUGUCGAACACGUGUUAUCCCGAAACUCCGUAUUUCUUGAUGAGAAAAGGUCGAAAGAAGCAAGCAUUGAAGUCGAUAAUAUAUUACAAAGGCAUGCUAGAUCCUCACGAAAUGAAAAGGGAACUACGUGCUCUACGACCACGAAUCAGAUGCAAAUUACAACCGCAAGCCAAAAGCGAUUUACCCUCACAAUCCAGAAACAAUUUGCCCCCACAAUCCAGAAGCGAUUCCCUCUCACAAUCCACAAGCGAUAUCACCUUAUCAUCCAGAAGCUAUUUCACCUCACAAUCCGGAAGUGGAUUUCCCUCACUAUCCUUACGCGAAGUACAACCAGACCCCAUAUGGGAAGUAGUAGAUACAGAAACCAUGUCCGAUUUACACUUACCAUUCCGUAGCGAUUCACACUCACGAUCCAUAUCCGUAAUACACUCAGAAGUGUGCGAAGUACACCUGCAACGCACAGGUCAAUUAUGCUUACAACCGUCACACGACUCGUUCGAAUUACCCCUACAACAAUCGCGCCACUCACACGAGUUAAACCUACAACCCUCGCGCGAGUUUCACCCACAAUCCACAAGCGAAUUACACCUACCAUCCACAAACGAAGUACACCCACCAUUCACAAGCGAAGUACCUCCACCAUCUACAAGCGAAAUACAGCCAGGACCCAGAAGCGAAAUACAACCAGAACCCACAAGCGAAAUAUACCCACGAACCAGAGGCGAAUUACACUCACGAUCCAGAGGCGAUUUACCCUCACAAUCCAGUGUGCAUUUCCCCUCACCAUGCAGAAACGAAUUACGCAAACAAUCCAGUGUGGAUUCACGCGGUACGAUCGGGUCCAAUGAGUCAUACGUAGAUGUAACUAAACAAACCUGGUUAACUAAGCUGCGAGUAAUACUACAAGGAAACAACAGGAAAGCUCUGUUUAUCAUGCUUGGCUUGAUCAUGGCACAGCAACUUAGCGGAAACUUCGUCACUAUGCAGUAUCUGGAGGUGUUGUUUAGCAAAACAACGAUCGGUAUUAAACCAAACGUAGCGACUAUUAUAGUUCUGGCUGUCGGCCUUAUAUCUGGCGGUUUAUCCACCUUAACAGUGGAAUCUCUUGGAAGAAGAACACUUUUGAUUGUGUCUACGCUUGGGUCGUGUUUUACAUUGAUUAUUCUAGCAACUUAUCUUUUGUUAGUUCAACAUAAGUUUGACGUUUCCCUCGUCUCUACACUUCCCGUUAUCGACCUAAUUAUAUAUCAAAUAAUGUAUCAAAUUGGUUUAGGUACUUUACCCAAUGUUCUUCUAUGCGAGUUCUUUCCUACGGAACUAAAAGGCUUUGUUGGUGCCAUCGUUGUGAUUUUUGAUGGCAUAAUUGGUUUUACCGUGUCGAAAUUGUAUCAAGUGAUUACCGAUAACGUAGGAUCGUAUUCGAUUUACUUUAUCUUCGCGACAUCAUGCUGUUUGGCAUUUCUAAUGGUGUUCAUAUGGGUACCGGAAACGAAAGGAAAAACAUAUCACGAGAUUGAAGCGCUCCUAGUUGGUAAAAAUUUGAAUUCUUUGAAUGAAAAAGUUAGACGCUAUAAAAUGGAUCGUACAUAAAUGGAUUCGUACAUUUUGAUUGGACAAAUUGCACCGUACGUCUGUGACACGGUGUCCACUUACUUGGAAUAUUUUAUUUCCCAUUUCUAUUAGUAUAACGAUAAAGAUGUACAAUUUAGUUACGUAGUGUUGUUCGUUUAUGCGUGUAAUUUUAGAAAUGUGUCUAACAAAGGCGAUUGUCAUUUACAAACAUAUGUAUCGUAUAAAUUGACUUGCAUUGAACUUAGAGGAAUACAUGUUCUCAAACUAAACUUUUUAUCCAUUUCAUAACACGAACAAUGUAACAAUAUCAAUUUAACUCGAGAUAAUUGAACAACAGUUUGCAAAAGUAAGAAAAGUAAUAUAUUAAAGAAUGACAUGGUGACAUAAUACUGACAAGAACAAUUUUUUAUACCUCAGAUGCUAUCUAUGCUGUUAUUUUUUUGCAAUAUGUAACAUAUGUAUAUCACAUAUACACAUGUUAAUAUUGUUACGACAAACAGCAAGUAUGGUGAAAAAGUCAGUAUUUAUGUUAAAAAUAAUGUAAUAUAAUUAACAUAACACAUUGUUAAUAAGUACUUAUAUUACAUUGUGCUUGACGCGGAUAAGCAUAUCUGUAUACAUAUCGAAUACAUAUGUGUAAGACACGUUCUUUUCGGCGGUAUAUUCUAGUUAUUACUGAAAAAUAUUUGAAUAGGUUAGUUCGAGGAUUAUAGUAAUUACUGUAUCAUAACACAGUGAUAAAUAUCUAGCCUUGUCUAGCAGAAAUUCUAUCGAACUGUCGAACGUCAUUUUCGGUAAAUUACGGCUAUAAUAAUAGUGUUCACUUCAGAAAUUUAUAAUAUUUCCCACUUUUAAUAUACGAUAAUUUACGCGAAAAAUUAAAUAGCGAUAAUUUUAUAAAGCUUUGUCUAUCAAUAAUUAUGUAUGUAUUGUAUAUCUUUUAAACAAAUAUUUUAUUAAAAAGCUACAAGAAAAAUGGAUUUACUAUCUAUAAAUAAAAUCACAAACAAGA